UCUUGGCCAGGCUGAUCUUGAACUCCUGACCUCAUGAUCCACCCACCUCCAUCUCCCAAAGUGCUGGGAUUACUGGCAUGAGCCACCGCGCCCGGCCAACACAUUUUUUAGUAUUCAGUUUUGUUUCGUUUUGUUUUGCUUUGUUUUGAGUGAUGCUCUUGCUCUGUUUCCCAGGCUGGAGCACAAUUGGUCCAUCACAGCUCACUGUAGCCUGGAACUCCCAGACUCAAGCGGUCCUCCCACCUCUACCUCCCAACUGCUCCUAGUUGGGGGCCAGGGCCUGGGCCUGGCCUGGGGAAGGAUAUGGGAACCAAAGCCUGAGAGUUAGGUUUCCACUCCCUUCCUUUGUGCCCUCACCACCCUCUGAGCCCUCACCUCCCUGGGUUCCUGGGCAACUCUGAUCUCAGUCCUGAGGAUACUAGACAAGCCCCCAACAUUUCUAAAUUUUUUGUAGAGUUGGGGGUCUCACUAUGUUGCGCAUGCUGGUCUUGAACUCCUACCUUCAAACACUCCUCCCACCUCAGCCUCCCAAAUUGCUGGGAUUACAGGCAUAAGCCACUGUGCCUGACUCUAUUAAAAUUUAAUUAAAAAUUUGAAAAAGUGAAAAUUCAGUCUGGGUGUGGUGGCUCAUGCCUAUAAUCCCAGCACUUUGGGAAGCCAUGGUGGGUGCACCACUUGAGGUCAGGAGUUCGAGACCAGCCUGGCCAACAUGGUGAAACCCUGUUUCUACUAAAAAUACAAAAAUUAGCCAGGCAUGAUGGCGGGCACCUGUAAUCCCAGCUAUUUGGGAGGCUCAGGCAGGACAAUAGCUUGAAUUUGGGAGGUGGAGGUUGCAGUAAGCCAAGAACAUGCCGUUGCACUCCAUCCUGGGCGACAAGAGCGAGACUCUAUCUCAAAAAACAAAAAAAAAAGCGGAAACAUACAUAAAUAUCCCUGGAAGGAUUCACAGGAACAGCAUCCCACAGAUUGCCUACAAGGGCCCCUAACCUGCUGGAACCCGUUGUGCAGUAGAGGCGGUCGGGUCCCUUCAAGGCCCCGCCGCGCCUGCGCCUUGGGUUCUCCUGACGCCGCCGAUCCGCACCCUGAGGAGCCAGUGGGCUGCAGGCACAGGCACAGGCACAGGCACAGGCGAGGGGUUGGGUGGCGGUUGAGACUGCGGCGGUACUGGGAUGGGUAGGUGAGGAUCCCGAGACUGCGUGAGCUUGUGUGCGCGGUAAUUUGGGGAACGCCGGACGGGCACCCUGCGGCGCCAGGAGCCGGGCCGAAGCACGACGGAGAGGCGGCGCGGCUGUCGGCCACCAUCUGAAUGGGAAGUUACGGCGAAGUCCACCCAGCCUUUCUGAGGUGAGGGCGCCGCGCCAGGCUGGGCGGGCGGUGAAUCCGGGACCCGCGGGCGCACACCUGGGUCCAGGCGCGGGCGUCGCAAGUUUUGUUGCGCCAGCGGUGGUGGUCGCGAGGUGGGGCGUGCACCGCCGGGGCCUAAGUUCCCUGCGCUGAAUUCUUCGCCUGCCGCUGCCGCCUGCAGCCCAGCUCUCGUGGGCGCUGGGAGGAAACUCGCUGGGGAGUGUUCUGUGGCAUCCCAGGGGUUGGAGGGACGGAGCAGCAUCGGGGGCACGUCCUCCUAUAUCCUGUAGAGGACACUGACCCUGCAUCCCACCCUCGAGGCCGGAAAUUGAUCGGUUGCCUCUGCGGGCCUGAGAGGUGAGAGCGCUCGCGCCCCUGCCUUGCAAAGUUGGGGUCUUUACUGGCCUCCGGGCUUCUGCUCCUGGCGGUGUCUCCAGGCUGGUGAUGGGCAAGCCAGGUGUGCCAGGUCCAGGAUGCACAUGAGGAGCGUUUGUAGCCAUCACUGAAUCACCUCUUGACUAGUGGGGCAAGCCUCAAAUGAACCGCAGGAUUUCGGAUCAUCAUCUCAUUUGGCAUCCUUUCACUGAAGAGUUAACCAAGACAUUUGGCCUGGUUUCCUUGCUUUCCUCCUAUCUUUUGCUGCUAGAGCUGCUUUCGAAAAGAAGUCUUUUCUGGCAGUGGUAUCUUUUCUUUGGGUUACAGUGUUGUUCAUCCUUUCUUUGCCAAAGUAAUGAAUCCCAGUGCUUCAGGAAGUUAAAGAAAAGAUCUGCUGGUAGUGUUUAAUCUGUUCUGAGCUGAUAUGCGUUAGUAGCUUUCUUUUUGUUUUUAAAUUUUAUUAGUAAAAUUUCACUAGUGAACCAGAAGCUAUUUUUUUCUAUUCUGAAAUGCUAGCUUUAAGAUUUCUGAGAACUUUGCGUCAGAGAAAUCUUCGAAAAGUUACUGAAGUAUACAGAAGAAGUUCACAAUUUUAAAUGUGCAGGUGGCCCGGGCGCAGUAGAUGACACCUGUAAUCCCAGCACUUUGGGACGCCAAGGAUCUCACUCCAUUGCCCAGGCUGGAGUGCAGUGGCACAAUCACAGCUCACCGCAACCUUGACCUCACAAGGCUCAGACAGGACCUCACUCUAUUGCCCAGGCUAGAGUGUGGUGGCAGGAUCUCAGCUCAUUCAACCUCCAUCUCCUGUCUCAAGUGAUCCUCCCAUCUCAGCCUCCUGAGUAGCUGCGACUAUAGGCGUGUGUCACCAUGCCUGGCUAAUUUUCGUAUUUUUUGUAGAGAUGGGAUUCAACAUGUUUCCCAGGCAAUCUGAAGGCAAAUCCUGUUUAGACCCAGGUGAAGGUUCCUGGUGACCCAGGCUCUCACCAGCCGAUUGUCCCUUGCCGUCCUCCUGAGGGUGUCUGGAGCUUCAGUGCUGUGUGCUCUUGGCCUCCACGCUGGGGAUGCCACUGACUCCCACGGUCCAGGGCUUCCAGUGGACUCUCCGAGGCCCUGAUGUAGAAACUUCCCCAUUGGGUGCGCCAAGAGCAGCCUCACAUGGUGUGGGCUGACAUCAAGAGCUGCCAGAUCCAACAGAAAGAAGUCACACAUACAGUAAAAAUAAUUAGAGAGGACCUAGUUCAUAUUGAACAAUCUUCCCCACACCCUGAAACAGGUCUUCUUUCUAAAACCAGAGAUAUCUUGAGUGAGUCCAACCCCUGCAGUCCCCUCUGUCUGGAAUAGAUGGAGGAAGUUUACUCCAGCCUUAGAACAGCAUGGGCUGGCAAGCGUUCUCAGAGAGGUCUCAACUUCAACUCUAAAGGGCCUGAGGAAUAUGUGCAACUGGGUCGGGUUAAGGCGAAGCUGAAUUACAUGACGAGGGCUCUCACCAGCACCAAAGUCAGUGGAAGGAUAUCAGUCCCCAGAGCUCUGUUACAGGCCAUGGAUGCUCCAUGGAGGGGUGGUGAGCAUAUGAAUAACAAUCAGGAGAAACAUCGGUAAUGGACAGGAGGCAUAAAUAAACAAUAUCCACCCUCCUCUAAAACCCAGGAGAGUUCUCAUUUCAAAAGACGAUGUCUUGAAGGAAACAUAGGUACAAAUCUUUGUGACUUUGGAUUAGACAUUUUUUAAGUGGGCACAAACAACCGAAAAAUGGAUGGACUUCAAAAUAAAAAACUUAUAUGCUUCAAAGGACACUGUCAAUGAAGUGAAAAGAUAAUCCACAUAAUGGGAGAACUAUUUCCAAAUUAUAUAUUUGACACAGGUCUAGUACCUAGAGUAUAUAAGGAAUUCAUAUAACUGAGCAAUAAAUGACAACCACAUUUAACAAUGGGAAAAAAGCUGUGAGUAGAGGUUUCUCUAAAGGAAACACACAAAUGGCCAAGAAGCACAUGCAAAGAUGUUCAACGUUUUCCGUCAGUAGGAAAAUGUAAAUUUAAACCCAAAUGAGAUACCACUUCACACCCACCAGUAUGACUUAAGAAAAAAAUAAAGACGACACAUGUUUCAAAAGUGAUGGAGAAUAUGGAAUUCUCACAUAUUACUAUUGGGAAUCUAAAAUGGCAUAGCUACUGAAGUUGGUAAACAGUGUGUGAGUUCCUCAAAAAGUUAAACAUAAAAAAAGUUAAACAUAAAGUGACAUAUGAUGCAGCAAUUGCACUCCUAGGUUUAUAACCAAGAAAAGGAAAACAGGUGUUCACUCAAAAACUUGUACAAAGCUGUUCACAGCAGCAUUAUUCAUAAUAGUUAAACAGUGGAAACAUCUUAAACCACCAUCAGUUGAUGAAUAAACAAAAUGUGGUAUAACCAUAUAGUGGAAUAUUAUUUGGCCAUAAAAAGUUGAAGUACUGAUGCAGGCUAAAAAGGAUGAAACUUGAGAACAAUAUUCUAAGAAGCAGAUAGAAAAUACCACGCUUUGUUAUUCCAUAUAGAGGAAGUACCCAGAACAAGUACAUCAAUAUAUAGAGAAAGUAGAUUAGUGGUUGUCAGAGAGCGCAAGAUUGCGAAAGUUUUGGAACAUGGUAAAAGACACUGAAAUGUAUGCUUAAAAAUGGUGAAUUUUGUGAUAUACAAAUUAUACUGUAGAAAUAAUAAUAAUAAUAACAGUAAUAAAGCAAGAAGUCUUUCCACAUCUCCAUGUCCUGUAUUUUCAUUAAAAAAAAAAAAGAGAGAAAAAAGCAUUUCAGGGCCAGGUUCAGUGGCUAACUCUUGUAAUCCCAGCACAUUUGGAGGCCUAGGUGGGAGGAUCACAUGAGGCCAGAAGUUCAAAACCAGCCUGAGCAACAUAGCAAGACCUUUGUGUCUAUGAAAAAUAAAAAAUUAGCCAGAAAUGGUGAUGUGUGCCUAGAGUUCCAACUACUUGGAAAGCUGACGCAGGAGGAUCACUUGAGCCCAGAAGUUCAAGGUUACCGUGACCUAUAAUCACCAGUGCACUCCAGCCUGGGUGACAGAAUAAGACCCUGUCUCAAAAAAAAAAGAAGCAUCUCACUUUAAUAGCAAGUGGCCAAAAUAUGAUGCCGGCUGCAUGUUGUGGGGAAAUGUGUUAGAUGAAAGAAGUUAAAUUCCAGAAGUUUUCCUUUUUUCAGAAAUGAGGUAUAGGGGAGAGAAACACAUACUUGGAAAGAACUGACACAGCUGAAUUGGAAAAUGUGGGAAGGGGAUGGGAAGAGGCUGGUCCACCUGAGACCUGGCUCCAGGACUUACAGCAAGGGGAACUUGGGCAAGUUACAGACUCUCUCUGCCUCAGUUUCUUCAUCAGCAAAACAGAAUCAUCCCAUAAACUGUAAGGUCAAUGCUAUCAGUGGGUCCCCAAAUUGACUGCACAUCUGAGUCAUGUUCACAAACACAUUCCAGGCCCCACCUGAGCCCUCUGAAUCAGAAUCCCUGCAAGGAGGACAAUGAACUUGUAUUUGCACUGACUUUCCCAGCUGUUUUUUACUUUGAUCAACUUGGGGGUAGGACCCUUUGAGCUGCAUCACAUCAUUCCAAAGCCAAAAGACGACAGCAGCACAAGAAUAUUUUCAAGGCAGUGUCUACAGCAGAGGAGAAACUGUUGAGGGAACCUAGAAGUAAAGGAGAUCUGGCUUGCUGGGCUCCAUUUAAACUUUGAGUAUAGCAGAGACACGAGCCCUUUGGGACACAUGCCGGAUGCAGUGACACUCCAACUUCGGAAGAGUGGAAGCCUUAAUUUCAGAUUCAAGCAUGCUUUGAGUAGAAAUUAAGUUUACUUCUUUUUGUACAGCAAGAUGGCCAAUCUUUUCUAAGCUGCUCACCUCACAAGAAAAAGAAUCGUACUGCUCAGAAUUCAAACUUCAGCAGUCAUGGGGAGCCUUGGGAGGAGCCCGAAUCACUGAUGGAAUUGGACAGUGCAUGGAGAUGGUUCAGCAGGACGAGGUGCUGAAAACUCAUCCCUGUGUGACCUCAAGUAAGCCACGUAACUCUGUGAACCUGCAGUUUUAUCAUUUUUAAAAUAAAGAAGCAUGACAGAUUUUCAUUAUGACACAGAAUGUCAGGUCUCCCAGAUGCAGAAAAUACAUUUACUUAAAGCCGUUGAUACGUCUUAAAGCAGUAUCCUUACAGUGUCAUUGGAGGACAGCGUGGACUGCAGAGAGACAUGCUUUGAAAUGGGAUUGAUCCAGUCCUCCUUCCUUCACUACCACAUGAAUGCUGAGCAGCCCAGGAUCACACUCAUGACACCCUCAACUCAGGCAAGUCCAGCAGCCAAUCUUAGGACACCUGGGCUACAGAACAGUCUCCCAAGUUCCAGGCUCACAAAACCUAGGUGGGGAUGAAAGCUGAGAAAGUGAGGAGGGGGUUCGGGGGAUCACUCUUUCCUACUCAUUCCUCUAAUCUCAAACUCACCUUCUACUGCAACACUGAGGAUCAGCAACCAACCGUGACCAUAACCUUGAUCUUGCCAUGUUCUGUUAGUGGAAUGAAACCAAAAAUCAAUGGUAUUAGUCCAACCCAACAAAAUAGAUAUCAAACCAAAUUCCAUAAGAACUGCUCAUGGUCCUGUUCUUUUCAGUAUAUGGGAAAACAAAAUGGAAACAACAAAAUAGCAUCAGGUUUAUAAAACUUCCCAAGAUAGAUGGUCACACAUGUUUACAGGAGAUCUCUAUAUAAAUGAUUUUGAUCACUUGAUACCUUGAAAAGAGCUCUUGUGACACUAGAAUGACAUCCAUAAGUGACAAGUAUAAAAUGUAGUGCUCAGUGACAUUAAAAAACAAACCAACCCACAUCGAGGAAGAGCUCUGGACAUAGGGCUGUCAAACUGGUCUAGAGUGUCAUGAAAAGCCAAGAUGGUGCCCCAGUAAGAAAAAAGAAAUCAACAUAACAAUGGGAAGCAGCAAGAAGAACACUGAGACAGGAAAGACAACAUUUUUACAAAUGAAUGAUUCAUUCACUUUCUAGUGGAUACAGACAAAACUGCAGAAGACCCAGAGGAAAUCAGGGCAGGCUAAAAGUUUGAUAUCCUACACUUGUGGAAAAGCCUUAAGAUCUGUUUUAACUUAGAACAGGUGGGGUGACUUCAUGACUACCAUUAAGAAAAUAUAACCUGUUGGGAAACUGGUUCAGCCUGGAUGAUGAUGUACAGACAAGCGAUAAACAGUGAGGAAUGUGCUUAGAUGUACUGGGAAAGAGAUGGGUCUGUGGCAUUGUCACAAGGGUACACGAAUACUGAGAGUGAAUUUUGAAGGAAUGAUCCCAAUUGGUGCUGACCCUCAGGUGAGACCAGGGUGCCUGUGUUUCAGCAAAGCCUGGGCAAUUGGAAUGCAGGGCUCCUAAGAUUCCAUGACACCCCCACCUUCUAAUUCUGUUAUUGCAACUGCAAACUGUUACCUGGCACACUGGCCACAAUCUUCCUCACUCUUGUCGGAGACUGAGCUAUUGGCAGUGCCUUCAGCUCUGAGCUCAGGCACCUCGAAGAUUGUUUUUGUCGUUAAGGAUCCUAAAGUGCUGUGGGGACUGAUCACAUUUUUCUCAACAUCCCUGACCCCACCUCUUCUGCCACAAACGUCAGCAUGGUGGUAUCUGCCCGCCCUUCGUCCGCUGAGAAGUCAGAGUUGAACAUUCUGGAAAUCAACAAGAAAUCACGCCCCCAGCUGGCAGAGAACAAAGAGCAGUUCAGAAACCUUAAAGAGAAAUUUCUUGUAACUCAAGUGGCGUACUUCCUGGCCAAGGGGCAGAAUAAUUACGAGUAUGAAGACUGCAAAGACCUCAUAAAAUCUAUGCUGAGGGAUGAGCGGCUGUUCAAGGAAGAGAAGCUUGCACAGCAGCUCGGACAAGCUGAGGAGCUCAGGCAAUAUAAAGUCCUGGUUCACUCUCAGGAACAAGAGCUCACUCAGUUAAGGGAGAAGUUACAGGAAGGGAGAGAUGUCUCCCACUCAUUGAAUCAGCAUCUCCAGGCCCUCUUCACUCCAGAUACGGCAGACAACGCACAGGGAUGGGACCUCCGAGAACAGCUGGCUGAGGGAUGUAGGCUGUCACAGCACCUUGUCCAAAAGCUCAGCCCAGAAAAUGCUGAAGAUGAGGAUGAAGAUGUUAAAGUUGAGGAGGCUGAGAAAGUACAGGAAUUAUGUACCCCCAGGGAGGUACAGAAGGCUGAAGAAAAGGAAGUCCCUGAGGACUCACUGGAGGAAUGUGUCAUCACUUGUUCAACUAGCCACGGCCCUUGUGAGUCCAACCAGCCUCACCAGAAUACCAAAAUCACAUUUGAGGAAGACCAAGUCGACUCAACUCUAGUUGUAGACAGUGAAUCCUCUGAUGAUGAAUGGCAGGAUGCUCGAAACCUUCUCCCAGUCCCUGACCCCACCUCUUCUGCCACAAACGUCAGCAUGGUGGUAUCUGCCCGCCCUUCGUCCACUGAGAAGUCAGAGUUGAACAUUCUAGAAAUCAACAAGAAAUCGUGCCUCCAGCUGGCAAAGAGCAAAGAGCAGUUCAGAAACCUCAAAGAGAAAUUUCUUGUAACUCAAGUGGCAUACUUCCUGGCCAAGGGGCAGAAUAAUUACGAGUAUGAAGACUGCAAAGACCUCAUAAAAUCUAUGCUGAGGGAUGAGCAGCUGUUCAAGGAAGAGAAGCUUGCAGAGCAGCUCGGGCAAGCUGAGGAGCUCAGGCAAUAUAAAGUCCUGGUUCACUCUCAGGAACGAGAGCUGACUCAGUUAAGGGAGAAGUUACGGGAAGGGAGAGAUGCCUCCCGCUCAUUGAAUCAGCAUCUCCAGGCCCUCAUCACUCCGGAUAAGCCAGACAACUCCCAGGGAUCAGACCUCCGAGAACAGCUGGCUGAGGGAUGUAGGCUGGCACAGCACCUCGUCCAAAAGCUCAGCCCAGAAAAUGACGAAGAUGAGGAUGAAGAUGUUAAAGUUGAGGAGGCUGAGAAAGUACAGGAAUUAUAUGCCCCCAGGGAGGUACAGAAGGCUGAAGAAAAGGAAGUCCCUGAGGACUCACUGGAGGAAUGUGUCAUCACUUGUUCAACUAGCCACGGCCCUUGUGAGUCCAACCAGCCUCACCAGAAAACCAAAAUCACAUUUGAGGAAGACCAAGUCGACUCAACUCUAGUUGUAGACAGUGAAUCCUCUGAUGAUGAAUGGCAGGAUGCUCGAAACCUUCUCCCAGUCCCUGACCCCACCUCUUCUGCCACAAACGUCAGCAUGGUGGCAUCUGCCCGCCCUUGGUCCACUGAGAAGUCAGAGUUGAACAUUCUAGAAAUCAACAAGAAAUCGUGCCCCCAGCUGGCAGAGAACAAAGAGCAGUUCAGAAACCUCAAAGAGAAAUUUCUUGUAACUCAAGUGGCGUACUUCCUGGCCAAGGGGCAGAAUAAGUACGAGUAUGAAGACUGCAAAGACCUCAUAAAAUCUAUGCUGAGGGAUGAGCAGCUGUUCAAGGAAGAGAAGCUUGCAGAGCAGCUCGGGCAAGCUGAGGAGCUCAGGCAAUAUAAAGUCCUGGUUCACUCUCAGGAACGAGAGCUGACUCAGUUAAGGGAGAAGUUACGGGAAGGGAGAGAUGCCUCCCGCUCAUUGAAUCAGCAUCUCCAGGCCCUCAUCACUCCGGAUAAGCCAGACAACUCCCAGGGAUCGGACCUCCGAGAACAGCUGGCUGAGGGAUGUAGGCUGGCACAGCACCUCGUCCAAAAACUCAGCCCAGAAAAUGCUGAAGAUGAGGAUGAAGAUGUUAAAGUUGAGGAGGCUGAGAAAGUACAGGAAUUAUGUGCCCCCAGGGAGGUGCAGAAGGCUGAAGAAAAGGAAGUCCCUGAGGACUCACUGGAGGAAUGUGUCAUCACUUGUUCAACUAGCCACGGCCCUUGUGAGUCCAACCAGCCUCACUGGAACACCAAAAUCACAUUUGAGGAAGACCAAGUCGACUCAACUCUCAUUGACUCAUCCUCUCAUGAUGACAUGUCGGAUGCUGUAUGCAUUAUCCCAGAAUAUGAAAGUGAUCAUGAGGAAGAGGAAGAAAAAGGGCCAGUGUCUCCCAGGAAUCUGCAGGAGUCUGAAGAGGAGGAAGCCCCCCAGGAGUCCUGGGAUGAAGGUGAUUCCACUCUCUCAAUUCCUCCUGACAUGUGUGCCUCAUACCAGUCUGACGGGAGCACCUUUCACUCAGUAGAGGAACAGCAAGUCGGCUUGGCUCUUGACAUAGGCAGACAUUGGUGUGAUCAAGUGAAAAAGGAGUACCAAGAGGCCACAGGUCCCAGGCUCAGCAGGGAGCUGCUGGAUGAGAAAGAGCCUGAAGUCUUGCAGGACUCACUGGAUAGAUUUUAUUCAACUCCUUGUGGGUAUAUGGAACUGCCUGACUUAUGCCAGCUGUACAGAAAUGACUUUUACUCAUUGGAGGAACAACACCUUGGCUUGGCUCUUGACGUGGACAGAAUUAAAAAGGACCAAGAAGAGGAAGAAGACCAAGGCCCACCAUGCCCCAGGCUCAGCAGAGAGCUGCUGGAGGUAGUAGAGCCUGAGGACUUGCAGGACUCACUAGAUAGAUGUUAUUCGACUCCUUCCAGUUAUCUAGAAAUGCCUGAUCCAUGCCAGCCCUACGGAAGUUCCUUUUACUCACUGGAGGAAGAACAUGUUGGCUUUUCUCUUGACGUGGAUGAAAUUCAAAAGUACCAAGAAGGGGAAGAAGAUCAAAACCCACCAUGCCCCAGGCUCAACGGGGUGCUGAUGGAAGCAGAAGAGCCUGAAGUCUUGCAGGACUCACUGGAUAGAUGUUAUUCGACUCCUUCAACUUACUUUGAACUACAUGCCUCAUUCCAGCACUACAGAAGUGCCUUUUAUUCAUUUGAGGAACAGAACGUCAGCUUGGCCCUUGACGUGGAAAAUAGGUUUUUUACUUCGACAGUGAUAAGGCACCAUCUGGCUUUCCAGAUGGGAGUCAUAUUCCCACACUAAGCAGCCCUUCCUAAGCUGAGAGAUGUCAUUGCUGCAGGCAGGACCUAUAGGCACAUGUAGGUUUGAAUGAAACCGUAGUUCCCUUUGGAAGCCCAGACAUAGGAUGGGAAAGUGGGCGUGGCUCUAUUCCUAUUCUCAGACCAUACCAGUGGCCACCUGUGCCCAGUCUGAAGACAUUGGACCCAAGUUAGGUGUGACACGUUCACAUGACUAUGUAGCACAUGCCGGGAGUGAUCUGCCAGACAUUCUAAUUGGAACCAGAUAUCUCUGGGUAGCUACAAAGUUCCUCAGGUAUUUCAUUUUGCAGGCAUGUCUCUGAGCUUCUAUACCUGCUCAAGGUCAGUGUCAUCUUUGUAUUUAGCUCAUCCAAAGGUGUUAUCCUGGUUUCAAUGAACCUACCCCCAUUCUUUGUAUCUUCAGUGUUGGUUUGUUUUAGCUGAUCCAUCUGUAACACAGGAGGGAUCCUUGGCUGAGGAUUGUAUUUUAGAACCACUGACUGCUCUUGACAGUUGUUAACCCACUAGGCUCCUUUGAGUAGAGAAGCCACAGUCCAUCAGCCUCCAAUUGAUAUCAAUACUUAGGAAGACCACAGCUAGAUGGACAAACAGCAUUGAGAGGCCUUAGCCCUGCUCCUUUCAAUUCCAUCCUGUAAAGAACAGGAGUCAGGAGCCGCUGGCAAGAGACAGCAUGUCACCCGGGACUCUGCCAGUGCAGAAUGUGAACAAUGCCAUGUUCUUGCAGAAAACGCCUAGCCUGAGUUUCAUAGGAGGUAAUCACCAGACAACUGCAGAAUGUAGAACACUGAGCAGGACAACUGACCUUUCUCCUUCUCACAGUCCACGUCACCACGAAUCACACAACAAAAAGGAGGAGAGAUAUUUUGGGUUCAAAAGAAGUAAAUGAUAAUGUAGCUACAUUUCUUUAGUUAUUUUGAACCCCAAAUAUUUCCUCAUCUUUUUGUUGUUGUCAUUGAUUGUGGUGACAUGGACUUGUUUGUAGAGGACGGGUCAGCUGUCUGGCUCAAUGGUCUACAUUCUGAAGUUGUCUGAAAAUGUCUUCAUGAUGAAAUUCAGCCUAAACGUUUUGUCAAGAACACUGCAGAGUUAAUACUGUGAGUUUCCAACCUCAGCCCAUCUGUGAGCAGAGAAGGUCUAGUUUGUGCAUCAGCAUUAUCAUGAUAUCAGGACUGGUGACUUGGUUAAGGAGGGAUCUAGGAGAUCUAUCCCUUUUAGAGACACCUUACUUAUAAUGAAGUAUUUGGGAGAGUGGUUUUUAAAAGUAUAAAUGUCCUGUAUUCCAAUGAUCAUCCUCUAAACAUUUUAUCAUUUAUUAAUAAUCCCUGCCUGUGUCUAUUAUUAUAUUCAUAUCUCUACACUGGAAAUUUUCUGUGUCAAGUUUUACUGGGCCUUUGUUUUUGCUAGUGUCUGUUGUUGAAAAAAAAAACAUUCUCUGCCUGAGUUUUAAUUUUUGUCCAAAGUUAUUUUAAUCUAUACAAUUAAAAACUUUUGCCUAUCA
Molecule: messenger RNA, 12215 nt
Organism: Pongo pygmaeus (Bornean orangutan)
Lineage: Eukaryota; Metazoa; Chordata; Mammalia; Primates; Hominidae
Product: neuroblastoma breakpoint family member 3-like
Exons: 32
Coding region: 7341-10700 (1119 amino acids)
Source: RefSeq, a predicted model, not a curated record